Messenger RNA from Penicillium brevicompactum, 186 nucleotides. RefSeq lists its product as uncharacterized. NCBI's taxonomy places the organism in Eukaryota, Fungi, Ascomycota, Eurotiomycetes, Eurotiales, Aspergillaceae. The record is from RefSeq and is a predicted model, not a curated record. The transcript has a single exon. Bases 1 to 186 code for a protein of 61 amino acids.
AUGCCGGUCUCCAUUCUCGCCUAUCCCAUGGUUCAGCGCCCUGCUAUGGAUCCACGUCAAAAGAACCAGACCCAUGCCAAAAAGAACCAUCCCAAAAUUUGUGCUGGCAGCCUCAGCUCCGUUCCACUGCGUCACACCAUUGUCCUGCACGAUGCAGGAGGUGCUGCGGACUCGGACAAUUGUUGA